This is a messenger RNA of Solenopsis invicta (red fire ant), 500 nucleotides long. RefSeq lists its product as uncharacterized. The annotation marks the transcript as partial. The transcript has a single exon. Lineage: Eukaryota; Metazoa; Arthropoda; Insecta; Hymenoptera; Formicidae. The record is from RefSeq and is a predicted model, not a curated record.
AUGGCUUUUCGCUCGUGGGAUUUGUACGAGUAUCUGCUUUUGCAACGCACGACCAAACAUUCGUGGCCAAUCAAGACCGCUACUCAGCUCGAGAAGCCGCGAUACGUCAUCUUCGCUCUGCAAAUCUGUCGAAAAAAUAUCAUGGCUGAGGACCCGAGUCGAUUCGAUCAUUGCAAUUUGACUAAUGUGAAACUCUAUCUGAACUCUGAGUGUUAUUCGAGAGAGGAUAUGAAUUUGGAUUUUGGUAAAAACAGAUGGGCUAUUCUGUACGACAUGUACACGCGUUUCUGCAGAGCCUACCUCGGAUACGAGAAUCUCCAGCCAAGUCUCUCCAUUACGGAGUUUCUAUACAACGGUCCAUUCACCGUGAUCGACUGCUGUCGACAAAGCGAAUCGAUUAAAAGCGCAACCAUCGACGUGCGAUUCGAAUUCGAGACUAAUACUAACGUGCCGGAAAAUAGUAGCGCCUAUUGCCUUAUAAUACACGAUCUCGUGAUUCA